AUGGCCACGACCACAACACUGUUCCGAGUGUUCUUGCGCCGCCAAACACCCGGAGCCCAAGGACUGCGCAACCGCUUGGCACAGCAGCAACAGCGCCGCGCCAACUCCAGCUCCGAAGCACCCAAGCCGAAGAGGGCAGAGGAUCCUAUUCCCGUGCCAAACACCAUCACGACGAUCCCGUUAUGGCAGCGCCUCGGACCCUUGACCCGCGCCGGAGAGGGUUAUGCCCGAGCCCAGCGCAAGAGACCUCUGACGACGCAGUUCAUCAGCUCUCUGGUCAUCUACUUUUGCGCCGACCUCUCGGCCCAGAACAUGAGCGGCAACGACUACAACCCCGAGCGGACGAUGCGCUCCUUGAUCAUUGGCGCCAUUUCCUCUAUUCCCAGUUAUAAGUGGUUCAUAUUUCUCUCCCAAAACUUCAACUACGCCUCGCGACUCCUCUCGCUAGCCACCAAGGUCGUGGUGAACCAGUCGUUCCUGGCUGGCGACAACUUUGAUCAAAUCAUCGACCGUAUCCGACAAUGUGUGCCCGUGAGCAUCGUCAACUCGUGCAAGCUGUGGCCAGCAGUGACGGCCUUCAGCUUCUCUUUCAUCCCGAUGGAGUAUCGUAGCGUCUUCUCGGGCGUGAUCGCAGUUGGGUGGCAGACCUAUCUGAGCUUCUUGAACAGACAGGCUGAAGUCGUCGAGGAGGCAGAGGAAGUCCAAGAGAGAACGCAUGCGGUGCAGGCCAUCGCUGCUCCUGAGAGGGCGUCCGCCCUCCGAACCGUCAGAAAUCCUGCCAUCGUCCGUCCCAGACUCCCUAGCAACAUCCCUCGACGUCAUGCAUCUACCGGCACCGGCUCCUCGACAGAAUCCCAGGCCGGCUCGGGUCUGAAGACUGGCCUAUACAGCAUUGCCCUUGCCGGGUCCCUCUACAUCUCCUACCUCUAUGUCACCGACACGAGAGCCUCGAUCCACGGAUUGGCGCCCAUCUUGAUGCGCUUUACCUGGAGCGACGCCGAGGACGCCCACCACGCCGGCACAGGCAUGAUGAAGACCCUCUACGAUCUCGGUCUGCACAUCCGCGAGCGCGACAGAACCCUUGCCGAACAUCCUGCUCUGGCGACCGAAGUCUACGGCAUGAAGUUGACCAACCCCAUUGGCAUCAGCGCCGGUCUUGACAAGCACGCCGACAUCCCUGACGCCCUCUUCGCCCUCGGUGCCGGCAUCGUCGAGGUCGGUGGCUGCACGCCUCGCCCGCAGGACGGCAACCCCCGCCCUCGCGUAUUCCGCGUCCCCAGUCUCGACGGCAUGAUCAACCGAUACGGUCUCAACUCGCGAGGUGCCGACAGCAUGGCCAUUACACUGAGGGAGCGCGUGCGCAAGUUUGCUCGCAAGGUUGGCGCGACGGAGCAGGAGGUUUUGGAUGGCGAGGCCGGUGUUCCUGCUGGCAGUUUGCUCCCCGGCAGACUGCUGGCUGUGCAGAUUGCCAAGAACAAGGAGACGGACCAAAAGGAUGUCAAUGCCGUCGCUCAGGACUACGUCUACUGCGUGCAGCGUCUUGCUAGGUAUGCCGAUAUCCUGGUGGUCAACGUCAGCAGCCCCAACACCCCUGGCCUCCGCGAUUUGCAGGCCACGGAACCUUUGACGAGGUUGUUGAGCGCUGUCGUUCAGGAAGCUCGCAAGGUGGACCGCAAGGUUCCCCCCAAGGUCAUGGUCAAGGUUUCCCCUGAUGAGGAGGAGGAUACCCAACUCGAGGGCAUUGUCCAGGCCGUCUGCAGCAGCGGUGUCGACGGCGUCAUCGUGGGCAACACCACCAACCGUCGCACUGGCAUCGUUCCCCAGGGCGUCAAGCUUACCGCCAAGGAGCAGAAGGCUCUGCAGGAGACGGGCGGAUACUCGGGACCCGCCAUGUACAACAGAACUCUGGACUUGGUCGGAAGAUAUCGCAAAAAGCUCGAUGCCCAGACCCUCCAGACCGGCUCGGCCGAGGAGGCGGCCACCAUUCCUGACGUUGACGGAUCCCUCUCCGGCAACCUUUACGAUCUGAUCGAGGGCAAUGAUACCCCGAGAAAGGUCAUCUUCGCGACAGGCGGCAUCACAAAUGGAGAGCAGGCGCUCAAGAUUCUCAACGCGGGCGCUAGCGUGGCCAUGGUGUACACUGGCUUGACGUACGGCGGACCGGGAACAAUUACAAAGAUAAAAAGGGAGAUUAAGGACCGGGCGUAG
This is a messenger RNA of Colletotrichum phormii, 2208 nucleotides long. RefSeq lists its product as uncharacterized. Gene Ontology annotation, biological process: pyrimidine ribonucleotide biosynthetic process; 'de novo' pyrimidine nucleobase biosynthetic process. The transcript is spliced from 4 exons. The record is from RefSeq and is a predicted model, not a curated record. Gene Ontology annotation, molecular function: dihydroorotate dehydrogenase activity. NCBI's taxonomy places the organism in Eukaryota, Fungi, Ascomycota, Sordariomycetes, Glomerellales, Glomerellaceae. Gene Ontology annotation, cellular component: cytoplasm; mitochondrial inner membrane. The coding region runs from base 1 to 2208 and encodes 735 amino acids.